GGUCAAGGUUCGUCUUGUAUACGGAUUGUCGUCCACUGAUAUUUCAUAGUUGGUUAAACGCGAGCUUCAUGACCGUGAAGUCCAAAGACAUUCAUCAUGAUAGCGCUCCAGUCCUUGGUUCAGGCUCCUUGUACGUUUUUUUUCCAGCCUCUUUCAAUGUUCGAAUUUACAGAAGAUACCGGACCGGUCUAGCUAGAGCAGGUCCGUUCCUGCUAUUACUAUUAGCAUCAAAAGUUAUAUAGUUCGGAUACAUGUCCUGCGACUGAAUCGAAAUCUUUGAUUCAGUCUCAACUGUCGCGUGGGACAUGUCAGCCUCCGAAAUAUAUAAGACUCAUCGCCGCCCCCCUAACCUCUCUUCAUUCCGUCUUUUAUCGUUGCUUCACGUUUAUCACGUAUCCAGCACAUCAAUAUCUUUAACACCUUUAUUCAUUCCACUAUGCCCGUCGAUAUGGAACAACACUUCAGCUUCAGGCCAGAUGCCCAGUCUUCACCACGCAACCCUGCUAAGCAACGCAAAGGCAAAGUUCGCUCCUUCCUCCCGGGCUUCGUCGAUCGAGCCAUCUUCCGUACCAGGCCGGUCUCAUAUCCUGACUCAUCACUUCCAAAGGUUUCCCCAACCACCAAUGACGAUUCCCUUGCAAAGAAGACUCACGUCCUCGACCGCCUUCAGGCACAACUGAAGUCCAAACGCGUGGAGACGAAGAAGCCGAGAGUGACAAACACGGGCCUACCCACUUCGCUUGUCGCUACCAACAAGGAACAGAAGGCUGCUCCCCCAGCCGUCAAUGAGGCUCAACGUCAUAGCAGUACUUUUCAAGACCAGCUCGACCCUGACCGUAAGGCGAUGCAGUCAGAGAUGUCCCAGAUUAUCGAGGCCUACGACUACAAGUUGCGCGACCUCAACGAGCUGAAUAUGCGACAGGGCGCUCAGGUCAUCAAGCUCCAGUCCAGGCUCUUCGACCAGGACGAACACAUUGCGCACUUGGAGAGCUUGGAGAUCUGCAAUCCUGUGGUCGAGACUGUUGCUCGCAAGACCAGUAAGCAAAAUCUCGAGGCCGCAUCUCCACCGGACACUGGUUCCCAAGGUGGGUUGAUGGAGGUCCAUGCCAUCGCGGUGCGUGAACCGAGACCUCAGCCAACGGAACCGGCAGUGGCUUCCAGAAGGAACUCCACGGUGAAGCACGAGCCAGAGCGACGACGAAGAUUAGUCAAACCGCAACGCGACAUUGUUCAUGAUACUUCCGAGCGCCCCAAGGACGACGACCCAUUCGCUUCGGUGCCAAAUCACGCACCACAUCGUAGAAGUCUAAGCUUCGGACAGACACUGGUAGCGCGUUGGCCCAAGGCUCUUGUGGCCCUUUCGGACGCGCAUCGCAAGAAAGACGAACAGCGUCCUGCCCACGCUCGUCGUGACCACCAGCCAGAUUUCAAGGUCUAUCAGGAUCAAAUUGCUGCGCUCACCUCAGAACGUGAUACGCUUGCUCGGGAGCUCAAGCGCAGCACUCGAAUGGCGGACUCGAAUGCUGCCAUGCUCUGCAACUUGGAACUGCAGGCUCAACGUCUACUCUCCGAGCAUGACGCUCAUGUUCUUGAGCACCAGCAGGAGAAGGCACUCUUACAGCAACGAGUCUGCGAACUCGAAACCGAGCUCGAGAAGACCACCGCAUCAGCUUUGCGAGCACAAGAGUAUUGCAAGGUGGAGCAUGGAAAUAACUUGGAAGAAUUCAUCAUGCUGUUCAGGGAGAACGCGGAGCAGGGUGAUCUGAUCGAGACCCUCAAGCACGAUUUCGCAGAGCAAGGUACUACGCUCGAGAGGUUGCGUAUUCAGCUGGACCUGGCGAACAGUGCACAGGCGAUUAUGAAGCGCAAGCUCCGGAAAAUGGAGAUGGCAUCCCAAGAAGCACCGGAGAAUAUCAAGCCGCUCCACGACGCUCCACCGAAGGCUCAAGACAACAUUUAUCGAAGCCUGAAGAAACACUUAUCGCGGAGCGGCAACCCUAGACCUCAACCAUCACGCCAAGGAUCCUUACCUGCUACUCAAGAGAUCGCGAAGAACGAGAGUGCGAUCGCGGAACACCCCAUCCAGUCUCCUCUUGCCACUUCCCGCCUUCCUUCGCCGCCGCCGCCGGCCUCCGCUCACAAGGUUGAUGGUGUCGCUUCUGAGCACGCCCGCAGGAGGCUUUCGCGCCCACCAGCGAAUCGUCCUAUCACUGAGCCAUCCUCACGGGAUGUUCCCAAUGACACCUUAGACGUCUCCACGGCAUCAAUCUUCAGUGACGGUGGCGUUGAUUUGCUCAUGCC
Suillus paluster is the source of this 2301-nucleotide messenger RNA. RefSeq lists its product as uncharacterized. The annotation marks the transcript as partial. The record is from RefSeq and is a predicted model, not a curated record. The transcript is spliced from 2 exons. Lineage: Eukaryota; Fungi; Basidiomycota; Agaricomycetes; Boletales; Suillaceae.